Messenger RNA from Oldenlandia corymbosa var. corymbosa, 1500 nucleotides. NCBI's taxonomy places the organism in Eukaryota, Viridiplantae, Streptophyta, Magnoliopsida, Gentianales, Rubiaceae. The record is from the annotation of a GenBank genome assembly.
ACGAAUUAUUUUACUUGGUUAACAACAAUUGUAAUUUUUCCAAUAUUUGCUGGGUCCUUAAUUUUUUGUCUUCCUCAUAGAGGAAAUAAGGUCAUCCGGCAGUAUACUAUAUUUAUAUGCACACUUGAACUACUUUUAACGACUUAUACAUUCUGUUAUCAUUGCCAAAUGGAUACGCCACUAAUCCAAUUAGCAGAGGGUUAUAAAUGGAUCCAUUUUUUUGAUUUUGAUUGGAGAUUGGGAAUAGAUGGACUUUCUAUAGGACUUAUUUUACUAACGGGAUUUAUCACUACCUUAGCGACUUUAGCAGCUUGGCCGGUUACUCGGGAUUCUCGAUUAUUUCAUUUCCUGAUGUUAGCAAUGUACAGUGGUCAAAUAGGAUCAUUUUCUUGUCGGGACCUUUUACUCUUUUUCAUCAUGUGGGAGUUAGAAUUAAUUCCGGUUUAUAUACUUCUAUCUAUGUGGGGAGGAAAAAAACGUCUGUACUCAGCUACAAAAUUUAUUUUGUACACAGCGGGGGGUUCCAUUUUUCUCUUACUGGGAGUUUUGGGUAUUGCUUUAUAUGGUUCCGCUGAACCAACAUUAAAUUUUGAAACAUCAGCUAAUCAGUCUUAUCCUGUAGCCUUGGAAAUACUAUUUUAUAUUGGAUUUUUUAUUGCUUUUGCUGUCAAAUCACCGAUUAUACCCCUACACACAUGGUUACCGGAUACCCACGGAGAAGCGCAUUACAGUACUUGUAUGCUUUUGGCUGGAAUCUUAUUAAAAAUGGGAGCAUAUGGGUUGGUGCGUAUCAAUAUGGAAUUAUUAUCGCACGCCCAUUCUAUCUUUUCGCCAUAUUUAGUGAUAGUAGGUACAUUGCAAAUAAUCUAUGCAGCUUCAACAUCUCUUGGUCAACGGAAUUUAAAAAAAAGAAUAGCCUAUUCUUCAGUAUCUCAUAUGGGUUUCAUAAUUAUAGGGCUCGGAUCUAUAACCGAUACAGGACUCAACGGAGCUCUUUUACAAAUAAUAUCACAUGGAUUUAUUGGUGCUGCACUUUUUUUCUUGGCGGGUACCACUUAUGAUAGACUGCGUCUUGUUUAUCUUAACCAAAUGGGCGGAAUAGCUAUCCGAAUGCCAAAAAUAUUCACUAUGUUCAGUACCUUUUCCAUGGCUUCCCUCGCAUUACCGGGUAUGAGUGGUUUUGUUGCGGAAUUGCUAGUAUUUUUUGGAAUAAUUACCAGCCAAAAAUUUCUUUUAAUCCCCAAAAUACUAAUUACUUUUGUAAUGGCAAUUGGAAUGAUAUUAACUCCUAUUUAUUCAUUAUCUAUGUCACGACAAAUUUUCUAUGGAUACAAGUUCCUUAAUAUUCAAAAAGGUUCUUUUGUUGAUUCUGGACCGCGCGAGUUAUUUCUUUCGAUUUCGCUCUUUUUACCCAUACUAGGUAUUGGUAUGUACCCGGAUUUCAUUUUUUCACUAUCGGUUGAUAAGGUCGAAGUUAUUCUAUCUAAUUCUUUUUUAUAA